UCGACAAGUGGUAACUGCAGUCAAACGGCACAGGUCGACGAUCUUGCUGAGGCUUUGGGACGGAUAGCUGUUACCGAAAAUUCCAACCACAUCAAACCAGUGGAAGAUAUCAGCAUGCAGAGCUCACAGAAUGAAGAUGAAGAAUGGGCCAUGGCUAAGCAUGUCGCCAAGUUUCCGCCUCUGGAUCAUCCUCAUAAAAAAAGAACAACUGUGUAACUGCAAAUUGUGCAUUGAUUUGGAUCUUCAUGGUGCACUGAUGAAGACGAUCUUCCUGCGGUUUUCGGCUUUAAAGGGUGCAAAGACUCGGGAAACGAUGUUAAAGCGAGCUUGCGAAACAUAUAACGUUCUUAAUCGGAGACGGAUUGUUCUUCUGCCGUUCACUUAUACUCCGAAAAAUGCUUCCGACCUUUCGAAAAGUGCUUCCGAUCAGAUAGCGGGGCCCCUGGAAGUUCCAUUUUUCCGGAUUCGCUUCAAUCAUGUUGCGUACAGCUACCUGGCUUUUCGUCCAUCGUCCACUUUCCAAGAAGCCCUCGAUAAAUUGACAGAGAAGUUUUCAGAUUUUGCUAUUAUUUAUCCGGAUGUUGUGGCGCAAAGCGGUUAUCUUCAUGUACUGCACACAAUUUUGAAAGAAGUGCUAAAGACCGGAAGAACAAGCGCUGAAGGUGCUAAAGACCUGAAAGAUACUCUUUACUCUCUGUCUGGCUGGGAAUCAUCUCCGACGUCUAGUGAAACCAGCACGAACCAGGGAAUUAUCAAUGAUGCAUUAACCUCCGCCGUGUCCGGCUCGAUGAAAUUUACCGGACCAGCAACCCCAGAACGGAAGCCAAAGAAUGCAGCAGCACUGAUUAUGGAGAAACGGAAAGUGGAUGGAGCGGGCAAUAAGGAAUCGCGGCACCGCCGUCGCGUUGUUGCGGACGAUGAACCGGCAAUCCCCAGUGAUUUAGCCCAGCAAGCGGAAGAAGGAAAACGGAUGAUUGCGAAUCGACGGAUGACCAUGUUGCGCGAUACGGUUCACCUUGCCGAGAAAACAGAAGUUUCCAUCUCUUAUUCUUUACCGAUGGUCCCCUCUCAUUCAUUGCAGCAGGGCACAAUCCAGCACAUCUUGGAUCUGCUUGACUACCAGAUCUCUCAAAUGGUAGACUUCCCGUUGUUUCCCUAUUUUCGGAAAUGUGCUCUGCUUCGAUUAUUGUUCAGUGAAUCAUCAUGCACAGCAGAUAAUCUUGCUAAAUACUCUGCUGCCGGAAUUGGUCAAAAAACUCAAAGCCUAAGCCAUCAGCGGUCAACGUCUUAUGGGAAAAUGAGCAUCUCUUUCGAUAAUUUGGAUAGCCGUUGCACUUUGACGAAACAGGAUAUUGACGAGUGGAACCCUAUUUCGCGUUUGCCUACUGUUAUGACCGACAGUUUACCGGAAAACUGGGUCGUUUGUGCGAUUUCUCUGGUGACCAAAGAGACUUUACCGCUGUUUGGGGCCAGUCCAUCCGACGUACUAUACAUUGUCGUUACACGCUGGGAGAAAGGGCUUCCGGCUAUCACAAUGCGAAUUCCUGUGAGAUCAAAAACGAACAAAACAGUCGAAAGCCUGCAGGAGAUCCACAAGAAAGCCAACCGUAAUCAGCUUCAUCACGCGGGUGCUAGGGAUUAUUGGAAUACCCGUUUGCAGCUUAACGACGAUGUGGCCCAGGUUACGGAAAGUAUGGAAAACAAUCUUGGCUAUGCCCGCGCUUUGUUUCUAACGGCUCCGGCAGACAAAACGGUGGACGAGGCGUUGAAAGGGCGAAUGAGAAGCCUCAGAAGUCUAGCUACGAAAAACAGCAUUGAAUUCAAUGCGCCAUUUGUACGGUUGAUCGCCUUGGCCGGGUUGUACCUUUCCAAAAACGAACUUGAGAAGUUCGCUGUUGAUUUGUUUGGCUAUGACAAGGAACGAGAGUGGGAAGUGAAGACCAUUGUAAAGUUUGUGCUGAACAAGCCCGUCGUUACUGGUUCCGACAUCUGCUACGAGCGCCAUCCAGUGGUUUUAAUACCUGACAAUAAUGCCUUCAAUUUGCCGUGGGAAUCAAUGCCCAUUUUGCGGAACCACCCAGUAUCACGCAUGCCAUCUGUGGCGACAUUGAACAGUCACUUGGACAGAUAUAGGCGAGUGCUGAACACGGAUAAUGGAUUUUACAUUCUGAAUCCAACUGCCGAUCUUAUGGAAAUGCAGAAGCGUUUUGAAAAAUUUUUUGAAAAUGAAAGGUUGAACACAUGGGAAGGGGUCAGCGGAAAGGUUCCCAGUAAAGAAACCAUUGCUGCAGCACUGAGUCAGCGGGAAUUGAUUGUGUAUAUGGGCCAUGGAUCGGGCGAUGGAAUAUUUAGUUCGCAUUUGUAUUCUGCGCGUGACAUCAGCGCGAAUAUGUUUUUAAUCGGUUGUUCGAGUGUUCGUCUACAGCAUGGACCUAUGAUGGACGGCACGGCCUUCUUCAACAGAUGUCUGAUGACCGGAAGUCGAUGCAUUCUGGGAAACCUAUGGAUGGUGACUAGUGGAUGCAUCGAUAGUAUGAUGUCUAGUCUGUUGACGGACCUCCUAAGUGUUUCGGAUAAAGCAGAGGAAAAGAAAGGCGAAAAAUGGUUUCAGGCCUUGCUGGCCAUCUGUCGUGAACGAACGCGCAGCAAUUUCCUUGUUGGGGCGGCACCUGUUGUGAUUGGGCUCCCGAUGGUUUAUUAGCAAAAAGCCAUAUGAUUGAGGCAUCUUGGAUCUCUAUUUCGUGGUUGGCAUUCGUUGUUUUUGCCUGGUUUGCCAUUUGUAAUAGCCGCUCCGCUUUGCUGAUGAGAUAUUACUUUGUUGACAAAGUUCAUUUUGUCUUUACCGAGAAUUUUUUUUCAUCGUUUGACUUGUUAUUAAUUCCACCUUGAAUUGUUGACUGUUGCGGCGAUUUUUGCCUACGUAAAUGGUGGAAAGUUGUAAAAUUUAUUCGUCAACAAAUGAAACUUGUUUGCAGUGG
Paramacrobiotus metropolitanus is the source of this 2978-nucleotide messenger RNA. RefSeq lists its product as uncharacterized. The coding region runs from base 131 to 2701 and encodes 856 amino acids. Gene Ontology annotation, molecular function: cysteine-type endopeptidase activity. The transcript has 10 exons. NCBI's taxonomy places the organism in Eukaryota, Metazoa, Tardigrada, Eutardigrada, Parachela, Macrobiotidae. The record is from RefSeq and is a predicted model, not a curated record. Gene Ontology annotation, cellular component: mitotic spindle; centrosome; nucleus. Gene Ontology annotation, biological process: meiotic chromosome separation; proteolysis.